ACAACUCUUCGUCGCUUUAUAUUUUUUACUGCAAAAUAAUUAGUGGGCAAAGUUACUAGUUUUCCAAAAACCCUUGUCAUACUCAUAGAUUCAAGCGCAUACUCUCCAUUGACCAAUCUAGGGUUCUGGUUACUUGAAGCUUCUAUUAAACCUGUCAACCUCUUCCUCUUCCGCUGUCGCCAAAGUUUGAGCUAUUUGAGUUCCGGCUUCACUGGAUAGUUCAGAAGCCAUAAUUGAGUAAGGGAUAAACAUGGAGACUAAGAAUGAGAACUCUGAUGUUUCACGGGCCGAGGAGAUGAAGAAUCAGGCCAACGAAGCUUUUAAAGGUCACAAAUACUCUCAUGCUAUUGAUCUGUAUACACAAGCUAUAGAACUCAAUGGCAAUAACGCUGUGUAUUGGGCAAACCGUGCAUUUGCUCACACAAAACUGGAGGAGUAUGGCAGUGCAAUACUGGAUGCAUCAAAGGCCAUUGAAAUUGAUUCAAGAUACUCCAAGGGCUACUACAGACGUGGUGCUGCGUAUCUUGCCAUGGGGAAGUUUAAGGACGCCUUAAAGGAUUUCCAACAGGUAAAAAGGAUUUCUCCUAAUGACCCUGAUGCCACAAGAAAGCUAAGAGAAUGUGAGAAAGCAGUGAUGAAGAUGAAAUUUGAAGAAGCAAUCUCUGUUCCUGUUUCUGAAAGGCGAUCAGUUGCUGAGUCCAUAGACUUCCACACCAUAGGGAACAAACCCAGAUCAUCGUCCAUGCCCACCAAAACGGCUUUAGCAGCAGUUGUUGCAGCAGUAAUGGUGGUGGCUGUCCGAGGAUUUGCCACAAUUGAGAUACUCAUGGUGUUGGUUUCGGUGGUGUUAGGGACGUUUUGGUGGGGUGGCUUCAGUGAGGUUGAGCCACAGUAUUCUGGUGCUAGAAUCGAGGGAGAGGAAAUUACCUUGGACUUUGUGAAGAAGAUGAUGGAGGAUUUCAAGGACCAAAAAACAUUACAUAAACGGUAUGCAUAUCAAAUAGUCUUGCAGACAAGGGAAAUCUUGCUCGCAUUGCCUUCUCUUGUUGAUAUUAAUGUACCCAAUGGCAAGCAUUUCACUGUCUGCGGUGACGUUCAUGGUCAGUUUUAUGAUCUAAUGAACAUUUUCGAGCUUAACGGUCUCCCUUCGGAAGAGAAUCCCUACCUUUUCAAUGGUGACUUUGUGGACAGAGGCUCAUUCUCUGUUGAGAUCAUCCUCACUUUGUUUGCUUUCAAGUGCAUGUCUCCAUCAUCCAUAUAUCUAGCGAGAGGGAAUCACGAAAGCAAGAGCAUGAACAAAAUAUACGGUUUCGAGGGUGAAGUUCGGUCCAAGCUGAGUGAAAAAUUCGUGGAUCUCUUUGCGGAAGUAUUCUGCUACCUACCGUUGGCUCAUGUUAUAAAUGGGAAGAUAUUCGUGGUGCAUGGAGGUCUCUUUAGUGUUGACGGCGUGAAACUCUCAGACAUCAGAGCCAUUGACCGGUUCUGUGAGCCUCCCGAGGAAGGUUUGAUGUGUGAACUCUUGUGGAGUGAUCCUCAACCUCUCCCUGGAAGAGGCCCAAGCAAGCGAGGAGUUGGUCUAUCGUUUGGUGGUGAUGUAACAAAGAGAUUCUUGGAAGACAAUAAUCUAGAUUUGGUGGUUCGAUCACAUGAAGUGAAAGAUGAAGGCUAUGAGGUUGAUCAUGAUGGUAAACUCAUCACCGUCUUCUCUGCACCAAAUUACUGUGAUCAGAUGGGUAACAAGGGAGCCUUCAUUCGCUUUGAAGCUCCAGACAUGAAGCCAAACAUUGUUACAUUCUCAGCAGUGCCUCACCCGGAUGUGAAGCCAAUGGCGUAUGCAAACAAUUUCCUCAGGAUGUUCAACUAACAAAGCAGAAAAGCUUCUUCAACUCAAGUGCUAUGCUAAGGACUCGAGAGUCAAAAGACCAAAAGUGUUUCAGAAACAUAAUGAUAUAAGUUUUUUCUCCCCUCAUCUUCUGCAGUUUUUUUCAUGUUGUUCCAGAAAAGGGAGCCCAUGAUAAUUAAAAAGGUACAGUAUCCGGAUUUAAUCGGUUUUUCUUUCUUUUUGAUAAAGAUGUUCCCUCUUCUCUCGAAAGCUUUAUCCAGUAACUUUUGUCUCUUUUGUCUUAUGUUUGUAAGAGAGGGUAAUGGAUCAUUCUUAUUUUUAGAUGAAUUUUUUUGUGAUUACACAGCAAAUGACCCUCCCAAAACUCUUAUGUUCAAACAUGUUUUCUUGAAAUGAAAUAUCAAAAGGGUGGUUUCUUAAAGCU
Messenger RNA from Thlaspi arvense, 2267 nucleotides. The record is from the annotation of a GenBank genome assembly. Lineage: Eukaryota; Viridiplantae; Streptophyta; Magnoliopsida; Brassicales; Brassicaceae.